AUGGAUUCAAGAACAAAGCUGAGCAAGAAAGAUGAAAGUCCUUUAGUUAAUGCUACGCUAUACAAGAGUACUAUCAGGAGCUUGGGGUACUUAGUGAGCACUCGGCCUGAUUUAGCUUACUCUGUUGGCAUUGUAAGUCGGUUCAUGGAGUCUUUGACGUCAAAACACCUGGGGGCUGUAAAACAAAUACUGAGAUACAUCAAAGGAAUCUUAAACUACGGUUGCAGGUAUGUCAAAGAAGAAAGAAAAGAGCUGAGACUGAUUGGCUAUUGUGACAGCGAUUUGGCAGGGGACAUUGAUGAUCGUAAGAGCACGUCGGGAGUAAUUUACUUCCUUGGAAGCAAUCCUAUUACGUGGUUCUCACAAAAGCAAAAAGUCGUGGCAUUAUCUUCGUGUGAAGCUGAAUAUGUUGCAGCAACUGCAGGAGCGUGUCAAGGUGUCUGGAUUGAAAGAUUUCUUAGUGAGCUGAGAGGUCAACAAGACAAGAAAACCCUGUUGAGAAUCGACAACCGAUCCGCCAUAGCUCUCACGAAGAAUCGGGUGCAUCACAGCCGGAGUAAACACAUUGAUGUCAAGUAUCAUUUCCUAAGAGAUUGCGUUCAAAAUGGUGAUAUCGAAGUCGAAUAUGUGAAGACGGAGGAGCAAUGUGCAGACAUUCUGACAAAACCAUUGUCAUGGGAUAAAUUCGAGAAGCGGCGCAUCAUGAUUGGAAUUAAGAACGUAAAGACAUUGCGACAAGAUUAA
Molecule: messenger RNA, 744 nt
Organism: Manihot esculenta (cassava)
Lineage: Eukaryota; Viridiplantae; Streptophyta; Magnoliopsida; Malpighiales; Euphorbiaceae
Product: secreted RxLR effector protein 161-like
Exons: 1
Coding region: 1-744 (247 amino acids)
Source: RefSeq, a predicted model, not a curated record